Molecule: messenger RNA, 570 nt
Organism: Blastocystis hominis
Lineage: Eukaryota; Bigyra; Opalinata; Blastocystidae
Exons: 5
Coding region: 1-570 (189 amino acids)
Molecular function (GO): protein binding
Source: RefSeq, a predicted model, not a curated record
AUGACGUCGCUCUCCGCAGAAACCUCGCUCUCCGCGCAGGCCAUCUUCUAUCUGCUGCGGCUGAGUUGUGGAGAUGCGGAUGUGUUCUGGAAGUAUCGGAAUCGGCUGCUGGCGCAGCCGAGUGCCGCGGGGAAUCGCGGGAAUGUGCGGGUGGAUUUGGGGCUGAUUCGCGAUCAUAUUACGCACAGCGCGGGGAGCAAUGAUGUGUGUUUUGAGCUGGGGAGGUUGUAUAUGGGGAUUGGAGACUAUCAGACGGCGUUGGAGCUGUUUGAAGAGAGUAAUGAUAUGGUGAGUCAGCAUCACGUAACGUGGUUUAAUAUGGGUGUGUGUGCGUAUUUCUUGGAGGAUUUGGACAGUGCGAAACGGUAUUUCUCAAAGUCGCUCCAGCUCAAAUCGACGUUCGAGGAAUCAAAGCGAUGGCUGCAGUUGCUGACAGAGGGAAAUCUGGAGGCGUUGCGUGUGUUGGCAGAAUCGAUGCAACGCUCUUUGAAAAAAUUGUGUAAAAAAGUGUGUUACGUUAGUAUUUUAAAAGGCAUAUCAGGAUGUUGUGCAGUCACCACUAUAUUCUAA